AUGGCCAAAUCCAGAGAAAUCAUGGUCACGCAUGGCCUUCACAUUGAUUUCGCAGGUCUGAUACAUGGACAAUGGGUACUCGUCAUUGUCGACAGCUACUCCAAAUUCGUAGAAGCAGGAUGGUUCUCAACAAUAACAUCGGCAGCAACAUGUCGAUAUCUGCGAAGACUCUUUAGUAGAUAUGGACCUCCUGAAGUACUAGUUUCAGAUAACGGUACUCAAUUCACUUCAGUAGAAUUCGCGCAACUGUGCGCCGAAUUUCGAAUUCUUCACCUGCGUACUCCUCCUGGGCAUCCACAAUCAAAUGGUCAAGCCGAGAGAAUGGUCAGAACAUUGAAAAGUUCUAUCGACACAAGUAAAAGUUCACAAUUAGAAACGGAAUUAAACAAGUUUGUUUACGUAUACAACUACACACCCAGUGAUGCGGUCUCCAGCAGAAAUAUUCCAGAUCAUAAGUCUCCAGCAGAAAUAUUCUUUGGACGUAAGCUUAGAACUCCAUUAGAUAUGUUUACUGCAACCGAAAAACCUAAUCUAAAUCUUACUUCUUAG
This is a messenger RNA of Camponotus floridanus (Florida carpenter ant), 549 nucleotides long. RefSeq lists its product as uncharacterized. The transcript has a single exon. Gene Ontology annotation, molecular function: nucleic acid binding. Gene Ontology annotation, biological process: DNA integration. NCBI's taxonomy places the organism in Eukaryota, Metazoa, Arthropoda, Insecta, Hymenoptera, Formicidae. The coding region runs from base 1 to 549 and encodes 182 amino acids. The record is from RefSeq and is a predicted model, not a curated record.